This is a messenger RNA of Balaenoptera musculus (blue whale), 5043 nucleotides long. RefSeq names its product solute carrier family 44 member 1 (gene SLC44A1). Gene Ontology annotation, biological process: transmembrane transport; choline transport. Lineage: Eukaryota; Metazoa; Chordata; Mammalia; Artiodactyla; Balaenopteridae. Gene Ontology annotation, cellular component: plasma membrane. The record is from RefSeq and is a predicted model, not a curated record. Gene Ontology annotation, molecular function: choline transmembrane transporter activity. The transcript has 15 exons. The coding region runs from base 160 to 2319 and encodes 719 amino acids.
GCCGCCGCCCGAGCCGCCGCCGCCGCCGCCGCCGCCGCCGCCGCCGAGCCGUGCGGAGCCAGGCCGCGCCCUCCCCGGGCGCCCGCCGGCUCGCAUGCCGAGGGGCUCCGGGGCGUAGCUGCGCGCCCGGCGCCGCCUCCGGGCUCCUCCGGCCCCGCCAUGGGCUGCUGCAGCUCCGCCUCCUCAGCCGCGCAGAGCUCCAAACGAGAAUGGAAGCCACUGGAGGACCGUAGCUGCACAGACAUACCGUGGCUGCUGCUUUUUAUCCUGUUCUGCAUUGGGAUGGGAUUUAUUUGUGGCUUUUCAGUAGCAACAGGUGCAGCAGCAAGACUAGUGUCAGGAUACGACAGCUAUGGAAAUAUCUGUGGGCAGAAAAAUGCAAAGUUGGAAGCAAUACCAAACAGUGGCAUGGACCACACCCACCGGAAGUACGUAUUCUUUUUGGAUCCAUGCAAUCUGGACUUGAUAAACCGGAAGAUCAAGUCUGUAGCACUGUGUGUGGCAGCAUGUCCAAGACAAGAACUGAAAACCCUAAGUGAUGUUCAGAAGUUUGCAGAGAUAAAUGGCUCAGCGCUAUGCAGCUACAACCUAAAGCCUUCUGAAUAUACUACAUCAUCAAAAGCUUCUGUUCUUUGCCCCAAACUACCUGUUCCAGCGAGUGCACCUAUUCCAUUCUUCCAUCGCUGUGCUCCUGUGAACAUUUCCUGCUAUGCCAAGUUUGCAGAGGCCCUGAUCACCUUUGUCAGUGACAAUAGUGUCUUACACAGGCUGAUUAGUGGAGUAAUGACCAGCAAAGAAAUUAUAUUGGGACUUUGCUUGUUAUCACUAGUUCUGUCCAUGAUUUUGAUGGUGAUAAUCAGGUAUAUAUCAAGAAUACUUGUGUGGAUCUUAACAAUUCUGCUCAUCCUGGGUUCACUUGGUGGCACAGGUGUACUAUGGUGGCUAUAUGCAAAGCAAAGAAAGUCUCCCAAAGAAGCAGUUAUCCCUGAACAGCUUCAGGUAGCUGAAGACAAUCUUCGGGCCCUCCUCAUCUAUGCCAUUUCAGCUACAGUGUUCACAGUUAUCUUGUUCCUCAUAAUGUUAGUCAUGCGCAAACGGGUUGCUCUCACCAUCGCCUUGUUCCACGUGGCUGGCAAGGUCUUCAUUCACUUGCCACUGCUAGUCUUCCAACCCUUUUGGACCUUCUUUGCUCUUGUCCUGUUUUGGGUGUACUGGAUCAUGACACUUCUCUUUCUUGGCACUACCGGCAGCGCUGUUCAGAAUGACCAAGGCUUUGUGGAGUUCAGAGUUUCUGGGCCUCUGCAAUACAUGUGGUGGUACCAUGUGGUGGGCCUGAUUUGGAUCAGUGAAUUUAUUCUAGCCUGUCAACAGAUGACUGUGGCAGGAGCUGUGGUAACAUACUAUUUUACUAGGGAUAAAAGGAAUUUGCCAUUUACACCUAUUUUGGCAUCAGUGAAUCGCCUUAUUCGUUAUCACCUUGGUACUGUGGCGAAAGGAUCUUUCAUUAUCACAUUAGUCAAAAUUCCACGAAUGAUCCUUAUGUACAUUCACAGUCAGCUCAAAGGAAAGGAAAAUGCUUGUGCUCGAUGUGUGCUGAAAUCUUGCAUUUGUUGCCUUUGGUGUCUUGAAAAGUGCCUAAAUUAUUUAAAUCAGAAUGCAUACACAGCCACGGCUAUCAACAGCACCAACUUCUGCACCUCAGCGAAGGAUGCCUUUGUCAUUCUCGUGGAGAAUGCUUUGCGAGUAGCUGCCAUCAACACAGUGGGGGAUUUCAUGUUAUUCCUAGGCAAGGUGCUGAUAGUCUGCAGCACAGGUUUGGCUGGGAUUAUGCUGCUCAACUACCAGCAAGAUUACACAGUAUGGGUGCUGCCUCUGAUCAUCGUCUGCCUCUUUGCUUUCCUAGUCGCUCAUUGCUUCCUGUCCAUUUACGAAAUGGUAGUGGAUGUAUUAUUCUUGUGUUUUGCCAUUGAUACAAAAUACAAUGAUGGGAGCCCAGGCAGAGAAUUUUAUAUGGAUAAAGUGCUGAUGGAGUUUGUGGAAAACAGUAGGAAAGCAAUGAAAGAAGCUGGUAAGGGAGGUGUUGCAGAUGCCAGAGAGCUGAAACCGAUGGUAGGUGGAGAUGAGGAGGUGGCCGCCCUCCAAGAAUUUCACUUUCACUUCCUCUCUCUCUCUCUCUUCACUGACUGCACUUCUUCCGGAGAAGCUUUUGUGAUCUGUGUCACGCAGGACGUGCUGCUCUUUCUUUUUGUGUGUUUACCCAUCACUUGGAUGGCAGAAUUCUUGUCACAACUGAGACCACCUUCUGUAAAAGUAAGCUGAAAGGAACAGUGUUCAUGGCGGGGCAGGGGAUAUUUUUGUCCCUGAGGUGAACUUGCAGUUUCCAUUUUUUUCUUUUUAACUGUCAGUGUUUCGUUUUCAUGGGACUGAACAUUUGGUUGUGCACUUGAACUGACGGUUUGAUACUUAUUUUAGAAGUGAUGAUAGCAAUUCCUUUCAACUUGCUGAAAUUCAUAUUCCCCCCUUCUUUUAAUAUUGGUUUGUUUAUGUUGCUGUCUUUUCCCCUUUGCUGACUUUUUCUUCUGUUGCCUGGAUUGUACUUUCUUUGUUUCUUAAGCUAUUUUUCAGUAGCAAACAAGGCUAUUUCCAUCAACACCCACAUUCCCACUCAAUAAGACAAUCUGGUCUUCUCCAGCCUCAGCUUAAUUGUGAGAAAGAUAAAUUACCUCUGGUCAGUGAUAUAUAUAACCACUCUCCUUUCAUUUGAUAAAAGCAACUUAAAGUUAACCAGUGUAAGAAAAUCCUGAGUAGCUUUUCCCAUAUAUGCUCUUACCACUGCAUAACGACAGAUGUCUUUAGCUAUAUUGGUCUAAUUACUGCUUGUAUUACAAGUGUAUUAUUCUUAAAUAGCAUGUUUAUUUCAGAAUAUUAUAUAAUUGCCUACAUCCUUAAACACUUAAUUUUAAAACAAUGUGCCUUCUAUUUGCAUAUAAUGUCCAAAAAAAGGAGAGGUGAGGACUCUCUUUUCUUUCUCCUUUAUACUUUAAUAAAUGGUUUGAUUUGUAGGUGUCCAACUUAAGAAAUAUGUAGUAUAAAACAAGCCCAUUUAAGUAUGUAAGAAUAAAGGAAAUGGCUUCAUUGCAGGGGUGGGGGGGUGGUAUAUGUACAUGCAAAAUAACUGCAUAUUCAACCUACAUUAAAGCCUCAACAGAAUGUUUGGAUAUAAACUCUUCUCUGUAACCCCAUCCAGUGCCUGUUUUGGUGUUGCUCUUAAUAGCAUUGAUGAUGAUAAAGUCAAAACUUCAAUGUUUAUAUUCCCAAGGCACAGAUCACUCUAAUCAUAAGUAAGAGCAUGUAGAAUGGCCAUGUAACUCUUAUUUUUAAGUGUGCAUCAGACAGAACUGGAUGAACAGGGAGGGGGCGCUAAUCACCAAUCCCUCCUGUCAGGUUCCUUGCCUCCCUACCCUUUCUUUCUGCAUCCCUCUUACUUCAUGUGGGCUGAGGGGGACCACAGUGAAAAUUCUGCCAACCCUAAGAUAGCCUGGAAAAAUGAGGAAGGUUUCCUUCUUGCCACUGCUUGGUUGUCCUAAUUGUUCAGAAAAUAAGGUUUCAAACCUAAAACUUUUAAAAGACAUAUAAAAUCUUAAAAUGUAAACCACCCUUCCCCCCUUUUCUGUCUUUCCAGUGGUUGAAGCGUACAUUAAAUCACUCUUCAGUAACAAGCAUUUAAAGAAAGGGAGAAAUAAUUAGAGGUUUAGGACUAGCUACUUCGACCAUGAAUUGGCAUGUAUUUCUGUAUUAUUCUUGAGGGAAAGAUAGCUGAAUUGUGGUAGACCAGAAUGCAAAUAUACCUUCUCUUACCUAAACCCCUGAUUCAUAGGUAUUAAUAGUAGGAGAAUUGCCUAGGUUAUGUGGCAUUCAUCAGAAGCCAAAAAUGUAGAAAUGUUUUCCCCCUAAUAUUACUUUCAGCUUUAAAUUAAUGUCCCUUAAUUCAAACACCGCAUUAAAAUCUUCAUUCCACUUUUACUUUUAUUUUAUGUUAUUCGUUGCUUGCAGAUUAAUGGCAAAGCCCUCUGCCGUCUCCCAAAAUACAUCUUCUAUGUGCAUUGUUUUUCUGGUGCUUUGGACAUUGUAGCAUUUGAUCUCUAAGAAUGACGUUUUAAGUGGUUCAGAAAGUCCCCAUGAGAGAUGUGUGAAUUGUUGCUCACAGGAUAGUUAAAUCUUUCAAGCAUAUCAGUACCUCUAAAUCUGCUCUCUUUCGAAGUAUGCAUGGUAAGAGUUGACCCGUAAUACCACCACCAUCUUGUGUGUGUCCCUAAAGAAGUACCUGAGAAACUCCCUCCUAAAGUUUGGGGAUUGGUAGAAUUUACGAUUGCUUAUUUGUAUUUGCUUGGUUUAAUUCACAUGUUAUUCCCAUAGAUGAAAGUUCUGUUAACAGAGCGUCAUAACUAUUUUGCUGCAUCUGUAGAAACACUGCUGUUGGAGUUCACUGUCUGUCUCCUUAAUGGGAUAGUUUAAUAUGGGUUUUUUUAAAGUCUAUAAAAUAAUGUUCAGAAAAAUGAGGUUUAAAUUUUUACUUUUGACAGGACAUCACUAAACUAAAUAUAAGUACUUCCAGUUUUCCUCUUAGACUUUUUUUUUUGAGAGAGCCUCACUAGGUAAGGAAACUUGGAAGGUUUGUAAGGUCUUUCUAUAAAUCUUUGAAAAUUAUUUUAGAAAAAUUUACCAAAUGUGAUGUAGAGGUUUAAGAAAGAGACAUCUGGCCAUCUGCUCGCUAUCAUACAGGAAAAACUUAGAGAAAAUGGAGGAAAAAACCUGGACACUAUAACAAUAUAGACUAGAGAUGAAUUCUCUGCAUAUCUCAAAGAUGACCCAGAGGGAAGUGUGACUUUCAACAGUCACAGGAAUUUCAGCCCCUGGAAUUUAGGUUUGGGGGAGAAGGAUUCUCAAUCCAUUUUGCUUUACUGCUGUUUGUGACCAUCUGUGUAUCUGUAACAUCAUUCAUGAUCUCCUUUUAAUGGUAAUUGUCUAAGAUUAUACUCUGUA